Molecule: messenger RNA, 123 nt
Organism: Paramecium pentaurelia
Lineage: Eukaryota; Ciliophora; Oligohymenophorea; Peniculida; Parameciidae
Source: the annotation of a GenBank genome assembly
AUUAUGAGUGAGACUUAUAAUCAAUAAGAUAUAAAAAUGAAUAAUUAAAAAAUAUUGUUGAUACAUUAGGAAUUGCCUCAAAAGAUUGAUAAAAAGAAGAUGAAACAGGAUUAUGAUUGCUGA